AGGAGGAGGCGGUGUGAGGCAACUAUGGCGGGAGGAAUCAAAGUGGUGGUGUCGCCGGCAGUUAGUUCCGGGUUCUGGGGCUGGGGAGCCCGUGGCAGUGGGAUAAUGAGGCUGCUCUUGGUCCUCUUCGGCUGCUUGUUCUGCGGCUCAGAUGGAAUUGAUGGAAAUGUGAUCAUGCUUCAGGAAUCCCAAGUUUGUGAUAUGAAUACCAGCACACAAUUCUGUUAUAAAAAUGUGCUUAUCCCAAAGUGGCAUGAUAUAUGGACCCGGAUACAGAUCCGGGUAAAUAGUUCCAAAUUGGUUCGAGUCACCCAGGUGGACAAUGAGGAGAAACUGAAGGAGCUAGAGCAGUUUAGUAUCUGGAACUUUGUUUCCUCCUUUUUAAAAGAGAAAUUGAAUGACACCUAUGUUAACGUGGGUCUGUACAGCACAAAAACCUGCCUCAAAGUUGAGAUUAUAGAGGACACCAAGUACAGUGUCAUUGUGACCCGGAGAUUUGACCCCAAGCUCUUCCUCAUUUUCUUCCUUGGACUUGUACUGUUUUUUUGUGGAGACUUGUUGAGCAGGAGUCAGGUUUUCUACUAUUCCACUGGGAUGAGUGUGGGAGUUGUGGCCUCUCUCCUAAUCAUCAUUUUUAUACUAUCCAAGUUUAUGCCAAAGAAAACUCCCAUUUAUGUCAUCCUGGUGGGAGGCUGGUCCUUUUCUCUGUACCUCAUUCAGCUAGUUUUUAAGAACUUACAAGAGAUCUGGAAGAGUUACUGGCAAUAUCUUUUAAGCUACAUCCUCACAGUUGGAUUCAUGAGUUUUGCAGUAUGUUACAAAUAUGGUCCCUUGGAGAAUGAACGAAGUAUCAACUUGCUGACUUGGACCUUGCAGCUGAUGGGCCUGGGUUUCAUGUAUUCUGGCAUCCAGAUACCGCACGUUGCCCUUGGCAUUAUCAUCAUUGCACUGUGUACUAAGAAUCUGGAGUAUCCUAUUCAGUGGCUGUACAUCACCUACAGAAAGAUGUAUAAGGCAAGAGAAAAUCCUGUCCCCCCUCGUCUUCUGACAGAAGAAGAGUAUCGGAUACAAGGAGAGGUAGAGACCCAAAAGGCUUUAGAAGAGCUCCGAACAUUCUGUAACAGUCCAGACUGCUCACCUUGGAAGACCAUUUCUCGGAUCCAGUUUCCAAAAAGAUUUGCUGAUUUUGUGGAAGGCUCUUUCCACCUCACACCAAAUGAAGUUUCUGUCCAUGAGCAGGAGUAUGGAUUAGGGAGCAUUAUUGCCCUGGAUGAGGAAGCAUUCUCUGAGGAGGAAGAUUCGGAUUCUCCAUGCCCCUCUGCCACACAAAACAACUUCCUCACUUAGAGAGUAGUCUUUUAUUUUCAUGUAGGCUUGGUGCCUUGGUGGUCCAUGUUGUAAGUGCUGUGCAGUUCUUCUAGGCCUUUGUAGCAGGCUGAGGGAUAAUGCAGAGUUUCUCUCACUGAAAUGAGAGGCUUGAAAGAUCUCCCUCUGGGAGUGGUCUUGGUGGCCUCUGUGGGAUCCCUGAGGAAGAAGAAUGGGAAAAGCAGUGAAUGUUGCCGUAGUUCACUUCCCACUGGUUAAGCUAUCAGCCCAUUUUUCUGUUCCCAAGAAAUUGGAUGUCCACAGCCAGCAUGGCAUUCUAGCUCCUCAUGAAAGUUGGUUCAGUCAUGACCUUUCUGUCACCAUGGCUGGAACUACAAAGUGAGAAUUGUUGUAAGUGCAGUAAUGCUUUCAGGCCAUAACCUGCAUCUGCCAAAGAGAAACCCACAAAUCUGAGCCUCCUUUACUUCUGCUUUUAUUUCAGUGACUUUAGAAUAAUCUCUUAUUUAACUGCCUUUGGGAAGAGUUGACUUCUGUCUUGUUUUUUUAAACAAAUAUAUUUUUAAAGACAACAAACUCAUAUUCCAAAAGAAGCAGGUGCUCCAGAGUGACAAGGCCUAUUGGCCCUUAGAUAUUUAUUAAUAUAGAUUAUUCAUUAAAGCCCCAGGAGGUAUUAUGUUGAGCUUUGAAUUAGUUCUCACAUGUAUAUUCUGAGUCCUACUUGCUUUGAGGAAAUUUACCUGUAGGCUGUUCUGCAUGUGAAGUCUCUUGGGCUUUUUAUUAUAUUCCACCUUUAAUUCUUUUUUGGUACCAGGGAUUGAACUCAGUACCUUGCGCUUGCAAGGCAGGUGACGGAACCACUGGGCUUAGUCCCUGGCCACAUUUAAUUGUAUCUUAAAAAUACAUUUGCAUUUUUCUCUUCCUAUUCUUCCUUGCUCUCCUUUUUCCUUUCAGGAAAGGUUUAUUCCGUCACCUGUGGGGUGUGUAAAAUUCAGAGUAUGUCUCAUUUCUUAUCCCCCAUCCCUUCUGUUGGCCAGAAGUGCUCCUUUUUACCCCAUUUUUUCUUGUCACUGGGUCACAUGUCUUUGAGUUACUGUGGAAGAAACUACCCUUUUGUCUGCCUUGCUUUAUGUACUCUUCUAUUCUUUCAGCCUUCUUGACCACCUACACUCCCCCAAAUCUGGCUAAUUUGUAAGCCUGAAACCAUGUAUGAAGUUUCUUGGUACAUAUUUGUAGCUUGUAGCUACCCCAAUUUGCGUUGCCAGGAAAUAGACCUCUAGGUUAUCUUCAUGCCUCUGGAUGCUCACUCAGCCAUCAGUAUCAGACAUAUUUUUUUACGAAUUUAUUAUUAUUUUCAAUUCCAUUUCUGACCAGAGAUUUACGUUGUCUUAGAGUGGCCUUAGUUUUACAUUCUUUUACCUUUGUAAAGUACUCUUACAGGCCAGCAAUAACAUUUAUGAGGGAGCAGAUUCCCAAGUAUCUGUCAUUUGCUUGGUUCUUUCUCUAUAGUUUUUCACCCUUGUACUUUGGGGAAAGCUAUUAUUCCUUUAGCCAGGAAGGUAGAUAUUCAUGGCAGGUGCAUAGCAUUGGACUUUCUGACUUACCGUAAUCAUAGAGAAGGAAGAUGAAUUUUUAAAAAGCUGUUAUAACUCAUUCAGACCAGCCACUUAGCAUGUAAUUUUGAAAGAUCCUGGGCUCUGAUGCUGACUUCUGAAAUGUCAGCUCUGAGACUCCCAACCAGGUGGCUGGCUGAUUAUUUCCACCAUUGUUCCCCCAUAGCCUUUAACUGUUCUAAAGUGACAACUACCUCAAUUGGCAGAAAGGGAGUAGAAAGAGAAAGAUGAAUAGUAUUUGAUAGAUACUGUAGGUUAAAGUUGCAGAAUACAAAGAACUCUAUAUUGGGAAGCCUUUAUCCCUUUGUGAAUUAUGUGCAUGUUAAAAUUUUGUCCUUCUACAAAGAACUAUUAAAACAUCUGAGGGACUGGAGUUAUAGCUCAGUGGUAUUGCACUUGCUUAAAAUGCACAAGGCCUUGGGUUUAAACCCCAGCCCAUAACUCCUCCUCCCCCCAAUCCUGUGACAUUAUUUUAGACGCUUUUUGAUGUUAUUUUAGAAAUUUGAGACUUAGCAUUUUUCAGUAUAAAUUAAUUUGGAAAAAUAAUUUAACUGUACAAAAGUCUCACUAUCUCUGGAGACAUUGGUGCCUUCCCCCAAAUGUCUUAGGGAAGUGGUAGCUUGCCUCCAGAGUGACAUUUCCUGGUUCAUGUCUUUAUUUCAGUAAGAAGCCAUUGUGACGUUGAGAAAUAUUCUCCUUUUCUGUGUAGUAAAUUCUUUGUGAAAUACAGUUUCUAGACUAGUUUUUUUUUUUUUUUCUUCACUGUGUUGAAUUUGGGGUGAGUAAAAUCAAAUUCAUUUUAUUACUUCCUGUCUGGUAAUUGGAGAACAGCUUCAGGUGGUGGAGAUGACAAUUCCUGCUGCAACAUGAGCAUUGCUCUCAGACAGUGAAGGACAGUGCCUGCUCAGUGUGCUCUGUCCUUUUCCAGCCUGCCUGUGUGGCUCUGCCCAGAUGUUUCAGUGUGCCCGGAGAUUGCUUGACUCUGUAAACCUUUAGGAGCUGCUCUUGUCUCCCUCUUGGCCACUUAAGUCUGCUGGCUCAGUCACUACUUGAAGCCCCUAUUUAAUUUUCCCUGGCAGUUAUAGCUAUUGCAAUUUCAGCAUAGUCUCGUUUCAGACUGAUCUCAUCAGGAAGGAUUGAAGGGAUAACUGGGGGGUGAGCUGGACAUUGGAGCCAUGUCUGCUGCCACGUCAGCGUCUUGCUAGACAAAUAUCAAGCCAUAAAUUGGCCUGAGAGCUUAGGAUCUCAUCAGCAUUGGAAAUCUAUUAUUUCUAAUUGGUCUGACCAAGUUGUGUAGAGCAUGCUUCCCAUUAAUGGGAGUAUAAGAGGCAACCGGCCUAAAAUAUUUUUCUUUCACUUUCCUACUCAGGUGGUUUUCAUGACAGGAACGGAACAUAAAGACCAAAACCAAAAAUACAUUUAACAACUUGGAUACCUUUUCUUUUUUGAUACUGGGGAUUGAACUUGGGUCCUUAUUUGAUACAUUUUAAUAAGAAAUUUCUGUCAGUUACUGCACCAUACCAAAACCAGUUCAUUUCUCUCCCCAAAUUUGUGCUUUUUUGUGUCUGUUACAAAGGGAAUUUUACUGAUAGUAGCACUUUGGAUCCCACUGUUCCUUUUAUAAUAAUGCAUCCCAUUCCAGCACCCAGGCCCUUUUCUUCAUCAGUUGUGUCCCUUUAACCCAGUCCUUAGUUGGCAUUAGGAUGGAGAUUUUUUUUUUUUUUUUUUUU
Fukomys damarensis (Damara mole-rat) is the source of this 4666-nucleotide messenger RNA. It is a transcript of the gene Nemp1, whose product is annotated as nuclear envelope integral membrane protein 1. Lineage: Eukaryota; Metazoa; Chordata; Mammalia; Rodentia; Bathyergidae. The record is from RefSeq and is a predicted model, not a curated record. Gene Ontology annotation, cellular component: nuclear envelope. The coding region runs from base 25 to 1347 and encodes 440 amino acids. The transcript is spliced from 9 exons.